AUGCCAGGUUCGUGUCUUGCGGCUUGCGGGCAGAGACCACCCACCAUUGCUUCUGCCACCGAACGUCGCGCAUCUCAUACCAAUGGACUUCCCCCACGCUCCAAUACUACACGCCAAAGAGAGUACGAACGUCCCUCUGUACUGGAAAAUGGGUCUCCUGUGAUGGAAGACGGCUUCGAGGAAGAUGUGUCUCGCUCAACGAACUAUGCGACCACCGAGAGGCGUAAAGCACGCUAUACAGUAAACACCACAGAAACAUAUAGGUCUCGCAGGAGUCCAGUAAAAGAUACCUUUGAUGGGGGAGGUAAACAGCCAAGGAAGAUUGUCCUGCAGAGCCCGCCUACCCGAAGGAAAUCUCGACAAGACUCACAGCCAGAAGUCAAGCAAUGGGCUCCUGAAGCAAGCCUGAUCCCACAUUCCUCUGCUCCUCUGGCUGUUCGUGUCACAGUCCCGGCCCUUCGUCGUGAUGCGCCCGAUCUACUCGAUGGACCUCAACUCGAUAGCUUGUCGAUGGUGGAGCAAGAGAAGGCUCUGCUCGAUGACUUACUAUACGUCUUCAUGGGCUUUGAGGGCCAGUAUGUUGGCUUUGCUGACAAUUAUGACCCUAGUGAAGAGAAAGAUCGAUUGAUAGGCCCCACAUAUCGCAUACUGCCAGGUCUCGACCCAAGCCUCAAAGACCUGAUUGAAUCUAUGUUGCGCAUGGCCAGUCAAUACUCUGCGUUGGAAGCAUUCAUCGAAGUGCAGAGCAGGGGAGAGUACGGCUCUGUGAAUCAUGCCCUGUGUGCAGCUAUACGGAGACUACUCAAGGACUACCUCAUCCUAGUCGCGCAACUCGAAAGUAAAGUCACUGGUGAUCCUUCCUUUACCAUACACCAAAUGCAUCUUUCACUCAUUCCUACUGCACAAAGCCUGAUCCAGCUAUACGCUGUGGCACAGGAAUUGCUGAAGAAAAACGCUCUGCUUGAGGAGGAUGCAGACGAGUCUAUCAACGAUUUUGACGCAGACAACAUCAUCGAGCGUCUGAAAGAAGGGGGCGAUCUCCUACCUGGUAGCAUGCUAAAGAAACGUUGUAUUGGCGGGAACGUGCUUGCUCUGCUGACACAACGACUAGCCACCUACUCAGGAGACCCUGCAGCAAGGUCUAUCCUCGAGAUGUUGCUCAGAGAGGCUAGCAAGCCAUACAUGACUAUGCUUAAUGAGUGGCUACAUCAUGGUGGCAUCAAAGAUCCUCACGACGAGUUCCUGGUCGGUGAAAAGAAGAGCAUAAGAAGGGAGAAACUUGACGAGGACUAUACAGACGAGUACUGGGAAAAGAGAUACUUUGUACGAGAGAAGGAAGUUCCUCCCCAACUGCAGGCUGUCAAAGACAAAGUACUGCUUGCUGGCAAGUAUCUCAACGUUGUCCGAGAAUGUGGCGGGGUCAACAUCAGCAGCAAGAUGGAACACACUCCCGUAUCAUUCGAUGAUCCUCGUUUUCUUGACAACGUCAAUCAUGCUUACUCCUUUGCAAACCAAGAACUCCUGAGCUUGAUGCUCUCAGCACAUUCUCUCCGAGGAAGAUUAAGGUCUAUCAAGCAUUACUUCUUCCUCGAUAGAGCCGAGUUCUUCCUUCACUUUCUCGAGCUCUCCGCCUCCGAACUGCGUAAGUCACAGAAAAGUGUCAACACUGGCAAGCUUCAAUCACUCCUCGAUCUAGUCCUCUAUCAGCCAGGCAGUAUAGCAGCAGGCGAUCCUUACAAGGAAGAUGUCAGGAUCAGGAUGAAUGAGCUCGGUCUCGUUCCAUGGCUCAUGAAGGUGGUCAACGUCCAAGGUCUCGAAGCCGACAACCCGGACUCUUUGGCAGAACAGUAUAGAAUGCAAGUCUCUGUUCCGGGUAGUAAAGACGAUGACAAGGACAUCUCUGGUCACGAAGCCCUCGAGCUCGAUUAUUCCGUACCCUUUCCACUAUCACUAAUCAUCAGUCGCAAGACUAUAAUUCGGUAUCAGCUCAUCCUGAGAUACACCCUCUCGUUGCGUCACCUGGAGACUACGCUCAUCGAGUCCUGGUCGGAACACAACAAAGCCGUCUCUUGGACUCACAAGUCUAGCAAUCGUCGCAUCGAAGUCUGGAAACGUCGAGCCUGGAAUCUACGUGCUCGCAUGCUUGUCUUCGUUCAACAAAUGCUUUUUUAUGCGACCGCAGAAGUUCUUGAGCCUCAAUGGCAAAAGCUUAUGACUAAAGUGGAUGCACUUGAAUCUGACUUCUCCAGCACACCUACGAACGAUGUCAUUCCGCCGUCUUCGAGUCAAGGCCAAAAACCUCAACUCGGCUCCAGCCAAGAUCGCAGAUCAGCACAAACUGUUGAUUCCCUUAUGCAAGAACAUGUCGACAUGCUCGACUCUUGUAUGAAAGAUCUUGGCCUCACUCAAUCGAAACUCCUCCGAAUUCACGCAAAAAUGGUAGCAGGUUGCACCAUGUUUGCCUCAUACACAUCGAAUUUGACACGAAACCUGUACUCUGCUGAUGCUGAUUUCUCAUUCCUACACAACGAGACCUAUGAUCGAACAAUGGCCGCACAAAAAGAGAAGGUGAUUUCAAACUAUAGACAAUUUGCAAGUGGCAGAAAAGAAGAGAAGCCGCCUGAGGUUGACGAGAGCAGAAUAAGCAGAAUCGAAGAGACUCUGGUCAGGCAUGAGGAGUAUUUUAAUCGUCACCUAAGGGUGUUGAUUGACACUCUGAACUACUAUGCUGCGACAGAGACAGUAACGUUGCUAGGGCUUUGUGCACGAUUGAUGGAUGCAGAAGUACAGAAACGUGAUCCUCUAGAUGCUGCCUUUGCUUGA
Messenger RNA from Lithohypha guttulata, 2823 nucleotides. RefSeq names its product gamma tubulin complex Spc97/GCP2 subunit Alp4 (gene alp4). Gene Ontology annotation, molecular function: gamma-tubulin binding; microtubule minus-end binding. Gene Ontology annotation, biological process: cytoplasmic microtubule organization; meiotic cell cycle; mitotic cell cycle. The record is from RefSeq and is a predicted model, not a curated record. Gene Ontology annotation, cellular component: mitotic spindle pole body; equatorial microtubule organizing center; gamma-tubulin complex. NCBI's taxonomy places the organism in Eukaryota, Fungi, Ascomycota, Eurotiomycetes, Chaetothyriales, Trichomeriaceae. The transcript has 2 exons. The coding region runs from base 1 to 2823 and encodes 940 amino acids.